Molecule: messenger RNA, 1419 nt
Organism: Vicia villosa (hairy vetch)
Lineage: Eukaryota; Viridiplantae; Streptophyta; Magnoliopsida; Fabales; Fabaceae
Product: agamous-like MADS-box protein AGL19
Exons: 8
Coding region: 236-883 (215 amino acids)
Biological process (GO): positive regulation of transcription by RNA polymerase II
Cellular component (GO): nucleus
Molecular function (GO): DNA-binding transcription factor activity, RNA polymerase II-specific; RNA polymerase II cis-regulatory region sequence-specific DNA binding; protein dimerization activity
Source: RefSeq, a predicted model, not a curated record
UUGCUUAAAAAAAUACCUAAAAAUAGUAGCUAGUUAGGUAGUAGUAUAGGCGGAACCUGCAAUCAAUCUACUGGUCAUUUAUACCCCUCCUUCUCUCUCUUUUUACAGCUUAUGUUUUUGCUAGGGUUUCUGUGAUUGAACCUGUAUUUGCUUUCUUGAGAGAUGAGAUAAUAGAGAUUCUAUUGUUUGCUUCGAAAUAUUUGUCAGAUCUUCCCUUCAUAGAGUUGAUAUCAGAAUGGUGAGAGGAAAAACUCAACUGAAGCUAAUCGAAAAUGAGUCCUAUAGACAAGUAACUUUCUCAAAGAGAAGAAAUGGGUUGCUUAAAAAGGCUUUUGAACUUUCAGUUCUUUGUGAUGCUGAAGUGGCACUCAUCAUCUUCUCUACCACAGGGAAACUCCAUGAGUUCUCCAGUUCAAGUAUAAACAAAACAGUGGAACGGUAUCAACGGAAAGUCAAGGAUUUGGCUCUCAGCACCAAAGGAAUCCAAGAAAAUACACAGAACCUAAAGGAAUGUGAUAUUAACACAACAAUGAAGUUGGAGCAACUAGAACUUUAUAAAAGGAAGCUGUUGGGAGAUGAAUUGGAUAGAUGUGGUAUUGAAGAAUUACAAAAGAUUGAAAAUCAACUAGAAUACAGCUUAAGCAAAAUUAGGGCAAGAAAGAAUCAACUGUUGCUGGAACAAAUUGAAAAGCUAAAAAAACAGGAAUGGUGCCUACUUGAAAAAAAUAGACGCUUACGUGAGCAAGUACACGCCCUCACUAACACUUGUGGAAUUGAACAACAAGAUAUAGAAGUCUUAGCGCAAAGUGAGCUCAAUGAGGAAGUGGAGACGGAAUUGUUCAUAGGACGACCUGAGAAACGAAUGAAUUGUGAGCAGAAAUAGCGACAUAAAUCUAAUAUACUCGGGAGGAAGCAGAAUCUAACAUUAGAAGUUAGUAAUAAUGUCCAAUAAUUUUUAGUCAAAUAAUUUCCAUUACGGACAUAUUCUAAAGGUAUUUUUCUAGAUAUUCAGACUCAUAUUAUAUCAAUUUUGAAUUGGUGAAUUUCUAAAAUUUAUAUUUAGAAAGAUAUAAUAAUAGAAUUGUUAGAUAUAUUUUUAACAUUCACAUUGUUAUAAUACACAUUGUUGAGCGGUGUAGUAGUUGACAGCUUCGUCUCAAUUUCUGUUACUAUGUGUUCAAAUCCAACUGUUUAAGCAAUUUUGAUUUUAUUACUAAUUGACACUACUACUGAUUAGGGGUGGCAAUAAAAUCCAUUAAGGGAUUAUCCAUCCAAUCCAUCCAUUAAUUAAUCCAUCCAAUCCAUCCACCAAACAAAAAAUUAGCUAAUGGAUUGGAUAUAAUCCAUCCAUUUUACUAUAUGGAUGGAUCCAAUCCAUCCAUCUCAUUUUAUAAAUCCAAUGGAUUGUAUCUUAUUAUA